CUACCGUCUCUACCAUAAUUCUUCUCUAUAUAGAGAGUAUUAUAUUCUUUGCUCUCUACUCUUUGCACCGCAGAUCCAAAAUUCGGUUAAAGUUUUGUGCUCGUGAAUUAUCCUUGCUUUUGUUAACUAAAAAGUAAAAUGAAUAUCCCAUUGCUGUCAGUUAAUGAUUUGUUCAAGGAAAAUAUUUCCAUAAUUACGGCGGCUGAUAUUCCAGAAUGCGGCCGACACUCUGAUGAAGAGUCAAGGGUAAAGUUUUUCAGCCUGGAGGAAAUUAUUAAUUCUAUUGGGGAAAUGUCGACUAAAGCUCAAGGUUUAAAAAGAAUUAUUACUACCCUUGAAAAGCUUUGUUUAUCUCCGAAUCACAAACUUUACAUUUUGAAAGAUGAAAAGGGUAAUGGGGGAGAUGGUGAAGUUAUUGGAAUUCUUAAAAUAGGUGAAAAAAAAUUAUUCUUAUAUGACAGGCAAGGAAAAUUAAUGAUAUCUACACCUAUGUGUGUACUAGACUUCUUUGUACUUGACAAUAGACAAAGAAGUGGUUUUGGAAAAAAGCUGUUUGACUAUAUGCUUCAGGAUCAGAAAUUGAAGCCUUACGAACUGGCAAUAGACGGGCCGUCUCCAAAAAUGUUGGAUUUCCUAAAAAAACACUAUAACUUCACCAAAGUUAUAAAACAGUCCAACAAUUUCGCGGUAUGCGAAAAAUUUUUUGAGUCUGCAAAUAUGGGUACAAACAGACCACAAGAACCAAUCGCGGCAAUAUCUCAUACCAAUUUUAAAAAUUGGGAUAGUGAAGUGGGCUCAGUAAUACAUGGAGGCAGUUCAUCAUCAAGCAAUCUUUCACACAAAAGCAACGAGUCAGAGGCAUCAAUUUCGGAGGCGGAUGGCGAGACGUCCGAGGAGAGAUGGGAGGUUGCGGCGCCGCCUCCGGCGCCUAAGCUAGAGUCUCCUGACCCGUCAGCGGACGCCAAGAUCAGCAGCAAACCGCCUGAGCGCCCUUCCACCUUAACCUUCGAAUGCUGUAAUGUUGUCGAGACCGAGGCUACUGUCGAACUCUCGAAGACAUCUGAUUACUCCGAUAGCCAACUGACUGAUCAGGGCUAUGUAGACCUGAAAUUCCAUCAUAUAAAGCUUUGGUAACUUUGUUUAACCUUAAUAUUUAAAAUAAUACGUUGAAUCUAUUGCUAGCUGUGUGUUGCUAAAUGUUUGUUAAAUGCUUUGCCUAGGUCGCACUCGGCGAAGUUGCGUGCAACUGCACUCGAUACUAAAUGUUGCAUUUGUAUGCUGAUUGUUUUUAAUUUUAUAUUCUUGGUUAAUACUUAUAUAAUAUGUAUUU
Molecule: messenger RNA, 1330 nt
Organism: Papilio machaon (common yellow swallowtail)
Lineage: Eukaryota; Metazoa; Arthropoda; Insecta; Lepidoptera; Papilionidae
Product: alpha-tubulin N-acetyltransferase 1
Exons: 7
Coding region: 139-1134 (331 amino acids)
Biological process (GO): alpha-tubulin acetylation
Cellular component (GO): microtubule
Molecular function (GO): tubulin N-acetyltransferase activity
Source: RefSeq, a predicted model, not a curated record